AUGUCUCAUCCAUCGGGCAUAGCAGAGCUCCCAAGCGGCUAUCACCUGGAGCGGGGUGUCCCUUCCAUCACGGAGUAUCGCAACCUCCGCAAGUCAGCCGGCCUCACUCCCGUCACCGAGGCACAAGCUGCCUGCGUGGCAUCUGGCAGCUGGUAUGGCUGCCACAUCACUUGUCAAGACGAGAACAACGGCCAACUUCGAGCUGUAGCCAUGGGUCGAAUCAUCGGCGACGGGGGAUGGUACUUUCAUAUUGCAGAUAUGGCUACUCUGCCCGUUCACCAGAGAAAGGGGCUUGGGAGCUUUAUUUUGAAGCAUUUGCUGGCAUAUAUCAAGGAGAACGGUCCCGAAGAUGGGACCCCCUACAUCAGUCUGUUCGCAGAUCCGCCUGGGCGGAGAUUGUACGAGAGCAAUGGGUUUGUUGCAGGUGAACACUUCAAUGAACUUGGGAUGGUCAAGGCUGAACCGAAGAAACUUUGA
This is a messenger RNA of Diaporthe amygdali, 477 nucleotides long. RefSeq lists its product as uncharacterized. Lineage: Eukaryota; Fungi; Ascomycota; Sordariomycetes; Diaporthales; Diaporthaceae. The record is from RefSeq and is a predicted model, not a curated record. Bases 1 to 477 code for a protein of 158 amino acids. Gene Ontology annotation, molecular function: acyltransferase activity, transferring groups other than amino-acyl groups. The transcript has a single exon.